AUGAAGCGCGCAUCGAAGUAUGCGCUAAAGUGCGCGUCGAAUUCCGCGGCUAAUUGUACGUUGAAUUGCGCGUCGAAUUGCGUGUUUAGAGCUGUGCGAAUCGCGCUGUAUGAAGCGCGUACGGCAUUCAUUCCGACGCGGAAGCGCGUUUUGAAGCGCGCAUCGAAUUGUGCAACAAAGCGCGCGUUGAAUCCUGCGUCUGAAUGUACGUUGAAUUGCAUAUCGAAUUGCGCGUUUAGAGGUAUGCGAAUCGCGCUGUAUGAAGCGUGUACGGCAUUCAUUCCGACGCGGAAGCGCGUUUUGAAACGCGCAUCAAAUUAUGCAAUAAAGCGCGCGUUGAAUUCCGCGGCUAAUUGUACAUUGAAUCGUGCAUCGAAUUGCGCAUUUAGAGCUAGGUGA
Messenger RNA from Volvox carteri f. nagariensis, 399 nucleotides. RefSeq lists its product as uncharacterized. NCBI's taxonomy places the organism in Eukaryota, Viridiplantae, Chlorophyta, Chlorophyceae, Chlamydomonadales, Volvocaceae. Bases 1 to 399 code for a protein of 132 amino acids. The record is from RefSeq and is a predicted model, not a curated record. The transcript has a single exon.